AUGUCACCCAAGAAGAAGUCAGAUGAGUCCGAGACCCAUGUGUCUGGUCAAGCCAACAAGCCGCUUUCCUUACCUCCACAUGCUUUACCUUCAAAUAAAUUCAUUGAAGAACUUGCUGUCAAUGUCGAGGACGGACUUACGUCCGCAGAGGCUAAAACUAGACUCGAGCAAUAUGGCGACAACUCCCUUGACGAAGGACCUGGAGUUCAACCAGCCAAGAUUCUCCUCAAACAAGUUGCAAAUGCAAUGAUGCUGGUCCUCUUAAUGGCAAUGGCAGUCAGUUUUGGUAUUGGUUCCUACAUCGAAGGUGGUGUUGUAUGCGCUGUUAUCAUUCUCAACGUCGUUGUCGGGUUCUUCCAAGAAUUCAACGCAGAGAAAACCUUAGACUCUUUACGCUCCUUAAGCUCUCCAACUGCGAGUGCUAUCAGAGACGGCAAGAACGAAACUGUCGCUACAGCUCAUCUUGUCCCUGGAGAUAUCGUGGAAUUAAAGACUGGGGACGUUGUCCCAGCAGACAUUCGAUUACUGGAAGUCAUGAAUUUCGAAACGGACGAGGCACUUCUUACUGGAGAGUCACUACCAGUACAAAAGGAGGCCAACGGUGUUUACGAGCAGGAUACCGGACCAGGCGACCGUUUGAAUAUCGCUUUCAGUUCUUCCACUGUUACCAAGGGUCGAGGUAGAGGAGCAGUAUUUGCGACGGGAAUGAAGACUGAGAUCGGUUCUAUCGCAGCGGCUCUCCGUGCAAGCGGUAAGAAAACAAGAGAAGUCAAGCGCAAGCCAGAUGGUUCCGCCAAACCACACCGAUAUCUGGAAGCGUGGGGUAAAACCGCAGGCGACUUCGUGGGAAUGUUCUUAGGAGUCAACGUCGGCACACCUCUACAACGUAAAUUGUCCAAAUUGGCAAUUUUACUCUUUGGAAUUGCAGUCGUAUGCGCAAUUAUCGUCUUAGGUGCCAACGAAUUCUCGCAGGAUAGAGAGAUUAUCAUUUACGCUGUUGCCACUGGUUUAUCGAUGAUUCCAGCCUCGCUGAUAGUUGUUCUUACUAUUACAAUGGCCGCUGGAACGAAACGCAUGGUUCAGCGUAAUGUUGUUGUCCGUAAAUUGGACUCCCUUGAGGCGCUAGGCGCUGUCACCGAUAUUUGCUCAGACAAGACAGGGACGCUUACCCAAGGUAAAAUGGUGGUCAAAAAGGCUUGGAUACCUGCACGUGGUACAUACUCAGUGGGCUCCAGCAAUGACCCAUUCGAUCCUACCAGUGCCGACUUGUCCCAUACCGCGACGCCUCCAAAGGACCAGAAUGCUUCAGCGGAAAAGCAAGAAACAGGGGAUGAAAAGGCGCAGUCUGCAGAUGAAUUACUAAACGACAACAACGAAAUGAAAGACUUUCUCAACAUCGCCUCCCUGGCUAAUCUGGCACAUAUUCAUAAGGCAGACGACGGUUGGAAAGCUCGGGGAGAUCCGACUGAAAUUGCGAUCCAAGUUUUUGCCUCUCGUUUCGAUUGGGGAAGGGAGAAGUUUACAGCUGGUGACUCGCCACAGUGGGAGCAGGUUGCGGAGUUUCCAUUUGAUUCCGAUGUGAAGAAAAUGAGUGUCAUUUUCAAAUCGAACACGGAUGACAACGUCAUGGUCUUUACUAAAGGCGCGGUAGAGCGUAUCCUCGGCUCUUGCGUAAAUGUGAAGAAAUCGAGUACUGCAGAACCUGAGGAUAUGACUGAGGAGUAUGAACAAGAAAUCCUCGCCAAUAUGGAAGCCUUGGCGGCGCAGGGACUUCGAGUCCUUGCUCUUGCGAGCAGGAAAUGGGACGGAGCUUCUGGUAAAAACGAACAACAAGACCGAAAUGAGGUCGAACAACAACUCACUUUCCGAGGUCUUGUCGGUUUAUAUGAUCCACCUCGACCUGAAUCCGAGGGAGCUGUACGAGAGUGCCACCAGGCCGGAAUUUCUGUUCACAUGCUGACAGGUGACCAUCCGGGUACUGCUCGAGCAAUUGCAGCCCAAGUUGGGAUUCUGCCACCAAACUCUUCUAGCUUGUCGAAGCCGAUGGCUGAUGCAAUGGUCAUGACUGCUAGUCAAUUUGAUAAGCUCUCCGAUGACCAAAUCGACGAUCUCCCUGUUUUACCACUAGUUAUAGCACGUUGUUCGCCUGCGACAAAGGUCCGCAUGAUUGAUGCUCUCCAUCGCCGAAAUUGCUUCGCUGCCAUGACAGGUGAUGGUGUCAACGACUCUCCAUCACUAAAGCGUGCUGAUGUUGGUAUUGCAAUGGGACAAGCAGGUUCAGAUGUUGCUAAGGACGCCUCCGACAUCGUUCUUACCGAUGAUAACUUUGCUUCUAUUCUCAAUGCCGUCGAGGAAGGUCGUCGGAUGUUUGACAAUAUCCAGAAAUUCAUCCUUCAUCUUCUAGGUCAAAACAUUGCCCAAGCUUGUACUCUCUUGAUCGGUCUUGCCUUCAAGGAUGAAAGCGGUCUCUCCGUCUUCCCUCUUUCGCCCGUCGAGAUCAUGUGGGUUAUCAUGGUCACUUCCGGAGCACCAGAUAUGGGUCUCGGAUUCGAACGAGCUGUAGCUGGUAUCAUGGACCGUCCGCCACAGUCACUUAAAGCUGGCGUUUUUACCAUGGAGGUAAUGGUCGACAUGUUAGUAUAUGGAUUACUCAUGGCGGCUCUAUGUCUUGCGUCUUUUUCAGUCGUCAUGUUCGGAUUUGGUGACGGCAAUCUCAGCACUGGCUGCAACGACUCAUUCGAAGGCUGCGAAACCGUAUUCCGAGCUCGAGCAACUACCUUUGUCUGCAUGACUUGGUUUUCUCUUUUUCUCGCCUGGCAAAUGAUUGACAUGCGCCGGUCGUUCUUCCGCAUGAAACCAGAUUCUCCAUACAUUUACACGCAAUGGGCUCGCGAUAUUUGGGCCAAUAAGUUCCUCUUCUGGGCUGUCAUUUUCGGAUUCGUUACUAUCUUUCCAAUUGUCUAUAUUCCAGGGUUGAACCGUGUCGUUUUCAAGCAUACGGGUAUCUCUUGGGAAUGGGGCGUGGUUGUUGUCUGUGGAAUUAUUUUUAUUGGUGGGUGCGAGGCUUGGAAAUGGGGGAAGAGAGUCUUCUUCCGCAGGCGCGCUGUCACCGGACUUAAGGGUGACUUGUCCACCAGUAUCUUCGCGAAGUACAACGCUGAAGAAUGUGCAACUCCUUGA
Messenger RNA from Glarea lozoyensis ATCC 20868, 3180 nucleotides. RefSeq names its product Calcium ATPase, transmembrane M. The record is from RefSeq and is a predicted model, not a curated record. Gene Ontology annotation, molecular function: ATP hydrolysis activity; ATP binding; P-type calcium transporter activity. Gene Ontology annotation, cellular component: plasma membrane. Bases 1 to 3180 code for a protein of 1059 amino acids. Lineage: Eukaryota; Fungi; Ascomycota; Leotiomycetes; Helotiales; Helotiaceae. Gene Ontology annotation, biological process: calcium ion transmembrane transport; intracellular calcium ion homeostasis. The transcript is spliced from 4 exons.